This is a messenger RNA of Anthostomella pinea, 1131 nucleotides long. The record is from the annotation of a GenBank genome assembly. Lineage: Eukaryota; Fungi; Ascomycota; Sordariomycetes; Xylariales; Xylariaceae.
AUGUCCUCCAAACCCAAGCUGAAGUUCAAGCUCUUGAACCCAACCCACAAAGAGCCUGUCACUUUCCCGCAGUUCUCCCGUCUCCCCAAAGAGCUCCGCAUCGCCAUCUGGAAGCUCUCCCUGCAGCGACAGCGCCUCGUCAAGGUGAAGCUGGAAGAAUACACCGCCCGGAGACAGGAGCGUAUGAGCCCGUCGCCACGAGGACCGCCGCCGUCCAAAGACCAUACCUACCGCGUCACCCGAGCGCAACAGGCCGCGCUGGAGUUCUACCGCGUGCGCGUUCCUGCUGUGAUGGAGGGGAACGGCGAGAAGAGGAGCGGCGGCGUCUUUCGCUUCAACCCCGGGUACGACAUCCUGCACAUCCAGCUCAGUAGUGGCUGGCACCAGUUCGUCGCUUUCCUGGCCGAGCUCAAGACAUGGUACGACCCCCGGGGCGUCGGCCUGUUGAACUUCGCGCUCGACCACGACGGCGCUGCCGAACUCAAAGCCCUGCAGCUUGCCGGGACCCGGAACGUGACGGCGCGCGAGGCUUUCGUGUGCACCGUCGCGGGGUUGAAGGAGGUGUUCUACCUCUGCGUCGUGGACCUGAGCCCCGACAACCAGGGCUCGAUGAGCGGCGACCCGGCUAUGAACAGGCGGCGCAGAUUGCAGUGCCCGAUCAUGCCUGAUGCGCCGGCCUUCGAGCGCAUGGGGAGCGAUCCACGACCUAUCCCUAACAACCUGCUGCGGCGGGUUUCCGUGGGGGAGUUUGAUCCGCGUGGCAUGAUCUUCCGAUGGCAGAAGCUGCGCUGGACCUGCGGAAUUCCAGGACCCGACACCAGGCAGUACCGCUUGCUAGUUUCGGCAGAGCGGCCCGGCGUCAGCAGGAUCGCCAGCCGAAAGGGCGUGGCUCCAUGGUUGCGUGAUGAAUAUACUGAGUGGGUGGAGUCGAUUUUCUCGAAGGUAACCCAUGUGAAGCAGGCGGUCGGAUUCUGGUUGUUUCCCGUUGAACCCCUUGGUCGGUUGCCCCAUCCGAGCAUGGAAUUUGACAUGCAACGUCGGGGGCCAGGUACACCAAGGGGCUGGAAGCCGAAGCGUGUGGUGGACUUCACAGCUCAUUGGCCGGAGCUGGGGCUCGCCAGCUUACCGUAG